AUGAAUUUUGGCUAUGCUACCAUAAUUUUUGAGAAAUUACUUUACUAUAUCUUAAGUGGUUACGUUUUUCUCCUCAUUCCACUACCUCUCUAUAGCGGUUAUGUUUUUCAGUCAUCUCAUCUACCUCUCUCUUCCUAUUCCUAUUUUGUGUGUGUUCUAAAUCGUUCCUACAACCGCCACACUGUUUCUCCAUCCACCAACUAUCCCUGUUUAUUCCAAACCCUAACCCCUAAAACCAUUACUUCCACCACCGUUUCUUCCUCUCCCAUAAAACGGAAACGGAAGGUAAGCGACUCUGCUCCACUUGAAGAGGAAUACAAACAGUGGGUGAAGGACGCCAAAGCUCUGAAACUGGAUGAAAUGAACAGAAAAAACAGGGUUGAUAACUUCAAGAAUGCUUCUGAAUUAAGGCCAACAAAAACUGGUUUGAAAGAAGGGGACACGGGUUAUGAUCCAUUUUCAAGGAUGUGGACAAUAUUAAGAAACUACUAUGUUGCAAAACCCGGAGUUGCCCAGAGAGAGGUCGAAGACGGUGUAGAUUUGUCCGAGGAAAAUCCAUGCUUUGUUUGCAAGCUUGAUGUCUUUAAUACCGACUUCGAGGUGAUCACAAGUUGA
Messenger RNA from Vicia faba (fava bean), 615 nucleotides. The record is from the annotation of a GenBank genome assembly. NCBI's taxonomy places the organism in Eukaryota, Viridiplantae, Streptophyta, Magnoliopsida, Fabales, Fabaceae.